GCCGUCGCCGCGCAUGCGCACGCUCAGCACGCCCAUGCGCCCGCCGGCCGUCGUGCGCCGCCCGUCCGUCGGCACCGCUGCUGCUGGGGCUGCUACGCGCACGAAGCCGCACCAGGCGCACGCAGAACGCAGCCCGAGUCCGCCGGACACACGCAUUCAGGCGCCCGUGCAGCGCCCGCGCAGGACGUCGAGCGCACGAGCAAACGGCCAAGACGGGACCGCCAAGCCGAACGGCAUGGCGAGCCACGCCUCCUCACGCAGCAUGGCCAGCGCCGGGCCGCCCGCGACGCCUCCGCCAGCAGUCCGUCCCUACGAGCCGCCGGCGACGCUGCCGAACAUGCGCUCGCGGCGCGACUCGACGCCCUCGGACGCCAUGCUGAGCGACUUUGGUCCCUUGGGCGGCGUGCCUUCUCCGGCGCGGCAGCGCGGCGCCACGCUGGGCGGCGCGCCUGGCACGCCGCAGCGCGAGAGCGCGAGCAAUAGCGCACCAGCAUCGCCGUGGGACGAAGUGCUGCCGCCAGCCAUCGCACGGCGCGUGGCGCAGGAGCGCCUCAUUGCCGAGGGCGCCGGCGCAGACGGCCUCAUCGACACGUGGGACACGCGCGGCAUGCCGCUGAGCAAGAGCCAGAUGGCGCUGCGCGACUCGCGCGACCGCGAGGAGCAGGCGGCGCGGCUCCAGGCCAUCAAUGCGCAGGCUGAGGCUGAGGCGAAGCUGCUCGAUGAGCAGCAGGCGCUCGAAGCCCAGCAACAGCAUCUGCUGCCAGCGCCGCACCUCUCGUCCGACAAGCGAAGCUCGGAUGCGACGCCUGCGUCGGUGCGCCGCAGCGGCAGACAAGAUGCCUCCAGCUCGUCGCAGCCCUUCACGAACCUCGACACGGCGCGCUAUCCGCCGCAUGCGCCCGCCGACGCAAGGCCGCAGCAGCCGCAGCCGGCAGACGACGGCGCCGGGUGCUGCAAGUGCAGCGUCAUGUAGGGCACUUUGCUGCCAUGCGCCGCUGAGGCCCCCUCUGCACGUCUCACCACCUUUCCGCAUACUCUACGCCGUCCCACUCUAGUUCUCGAGCCUCAUUCGCCCUUGACGACCUCACUCACGCCUCUUCACGUCGCCGUGUCCCUCACAUCACUCACUGUCGCUUCACUCGUCCGCGCUCAUCACCCACGGCCAUCCGUGCAUGUCACUCGUCAUCAGAAUCCAAAUCUACAUUGUCUCUCG
This is a messenger RNA of Tilletiopsis washingtonensis, 1213 nucleotides long. RefSeq lists its product as hypothetical. The coding region runs from base 14 to 973 and encodes 319 amino acids. Lineage: Eukaryota; Fungi; Basidiomycota; Exobasidiomycetes; Entylomatales. The record is from RefSeq and is a predicted model, not a curated record. The transcript has a single exon.